AUGGCUGAUGAAAGAGGUAUUGAAACUACACAAUGGGAGGUUUUGACGGGAUCAAUUGUCCCAAAAGGAACCAAUGCCUCAAAGCACUAUGGUUUGAGAGUCAAAGGAACUUUCUUGAGAAAUGUCUGCAUUGUCUUACAAACUCAAAAAAGCCGGCUAUUCGGUGGUCUUCAUAUUUGGUUUGAGGCUGCUGAAGUUUUCAAGAGGGAGACGGGGUAUCAAAUAACGGUCUGGAAUCCUGGUUUGCAAUUUGCAAAGCCCAGUGUCAGCAUGCCCGCUCGUUCAGCUUCCCAUCUCACGCCAAAGCAUGCAGUGCAGAGUUUGCGGUGCGUGCGGUGCGCGCUUGCUGGAAGUCCAGGUACCGCAGAGAAUUCUCAAAAAGGACACCCAAUCAUAGCUGAUACGCAAGAAUCCAAUUAA
Paracoccidioides brasiliensis Pb18 is the source of this 420-nucleotide messenger RNA. RefSeq lists its product as uncharacterized. The record is from RefSeq and is a predicted model, not a curated record. The transcript has 2 exons. Bases 1 to 420 code for a protein of 139 amino acids.